Messenger RNA from Aureobasidium musti, 900 nucleotides. The record is from the annotation of a GenBank genome assembly. Lineage: Eukaryota; Fungi; Ascomycota; Dothideomycetes; Dothideales; Saccotheciaceae.
AUGGGCUUCCUGUCCGGCCCUAUCUUCGAUCGUGGAUACCUCCGACCAUUGCUUAUCGUUGGAUCAUUCCUUGUGGUCUUCGGAUUCAUGAUGCUUAGUCUGUGCCAUACCUUCUGGCAAGUCCUCCUGGCUCAAGGUUUCUGUAUCGGUAUCGGUUCAGGACUCUUGUUCGUGCCCGCUGUCGCCAUCCUUCCAACGUACUUCAGGGCCAAGAUCGGUCUUGCAAUGGGUCUCGCUGCUUGUGGCAGUUCCAUGGGUGGUAUCAUCUACCCCAUCGUGUUCUACAGACUGCUCGACCGUAUAGGCUUUGGAUGGUCUGUUCGUGUGUUAGGUUUCCUGGCCUUGGCUACCUUACUCGUUCCCAUCUUCGUCAUGAAGCAACGCAUAAAGCCNGCAAAGGCUCGCGCCUUGAUCGACACAACUGUCUUCAAGGACGUCCCCUUCAUGCUCUUCACUCUAGGUGCCAUGAUAGGCUUCAUCGGCUUGUACACCGUUUUGUUCUAUCUCUCGUUCUUCGGCGAAGCUCAAGGCUACACUGAUGCUAGCAUGUCUUUCUACAUCGUGCCCAUUUUGAACGCAGCAUCCGUGUUCGGUCGUACAAUACCCAACGCUCUUUCCGACAAGACUGGCUCUUUCAACAUCAUUCUUCCUGGCGCGGCUGUCUGCUCUAUUCUCAUCUUCUGCAUGAUCGCUGUCGAUGGUCUAGGCAGUAUCGUCGCUCUUGCCAUCCUCUUCGGAUUCUUUUCUGGUGUCUUCAUCGCCUUGCCUCCCGUCUGUUUCGUGGCAUUGACUGCAGACAAAUCAAGAAUUGGCAGCAGAAUUGGUAUGGCGUUCGCGUUCAUGGGAUUCGGAUGUCUAGCCGGUGUAAGUAUAAAAAGCACUGCAGAUUCGUGGUUUUGA